AUCAUGUUUGGAAUGGCCAGUAGUGGACGAUAUUUGAACAUGCGUCGAGCUAGUUAGCUCACGUUAGCACCAGUUAACAACCCAUGAAUGCAGUCUUUUUAUGAUCCUGCAUGUUAGUUCUAUUUUCAUUAAUUCUGUUAGCUUGCGUAUGAACAGCAAAACAGUGAAAGUUAUUUCACUAGACAGCUUAUCUGCAAAGGGAUUCUAUUACAGCAAAGCUCCAGCAUGGCAGACAGCAUUAUGAGCAGGGCUGCCACCAUGGAGAUUCCCAUUAACAGCAACGGGGACUCCAGGACCAUCCCCGAGGAUGAUGGUCUGGAACAGGCUGCAAAGGCUCAGUGGAGCUUAGAUGAGAAGGCAGACUCAAGGGAUCUGCAGCAGGUAAUGGUAUCUGGGCCUAAUCUGAACGAGACCAGCAUCGUAUCGGGUGGCUACGGAGGCACGGCCGAGGGCAUCAUCCCCACCAGCUCUAUCAAAGGGCCAGCUAUCCACUUCAAUGCUGACUUUCUCCCCCGGCGCAUUCCUGCCCCAGGACAAGGAUCCAACAUGCAUCACAGUGGAAGCAACCAAUCAGGCAUGGCCGAGGAGGCCACAAGAGGCAUCGCCGUGGAGAAGUUCGACAUCAUGAAGAAGUGGGGCCUAAACACCUACAAGUGCACAAAGCAGCUGAUCUCGGAGCGGUUUGGACGCGGCUCCAGAACGGUGGACUUGGAGCUGGAGGCUCAGAUCGAGGUUCUUCGGGACACCAAGCGGAAGUACGAGAACGUUCUUCGUCUGGCGAGAGCGCUCACCAACCACUUCUACAGCAUGGUGCAGACCCAGCAUGCCCUUGGAGACACCUUCGCGGACCUGAGCCAGAAGUCACCAGAACUACGGGACGAGUUUGGUUACAAUGCAGAGACACAGAAGUUGCUGUGCAAGAAUGGAGAGACACUCUUGGGCGCCAUUAACUUCUUUGUGUCCAGCAUCAACACAUUGGUGAACAAGACCAUGGCAGACACUCUUUGGACCAUCAAGCUGUAUGAAAAUGCCAGACUAGAAUAUGAUGCGUAUCGGGCAGACCUUGAGGAGCUGAACCUGGGCCCGCGUGAUGCCGUCACCAUGGCGAGGAUCGAGGGCGCUCAGGAGGAGUACCAGGCUCAGAAGGACAAAUACGAGCGUCUCCGUAGCGAUGUGACCAUCAAGCUCAAGUUCCUAGAAGAGAACAAGGUGAAGGUGAUGCACAAGCAGCUGCUCCUCUUCCACAACGCCAUCUCGGCCUACUUUGCUGGCAACCAGCAGCAGCUGGAACAGACCCUCAAGCAGUUCAACAUCAAGCUCAAGCCUCCCGGUGACGACAAACCCUCUUGGCUGGAGGAGCAGUGAGCCGAGCCUUAUGGACCGGCCGACUGACCGACCCACACACACACACACACACACACACACACACUGUUAACUCAACUUUGACCCGGGACCAAGACAGCCCGUUUUCCCUCUCCUUCUUCCUCCUCCUCCUCAUCCUCAUCCUCUAUCUUCAGUUCCUGAAUUUGGUUCAGUCACUGAUUUAAAAAAAGAAGCCCCACACUCCACUUGCAUACAGAUGUUUCUUUUUUGGAGAGAACGCCUGAAGAAAACCGAUACAUCCAGAACAUAGAACUCGUCCAUACAAUCCUCUCUUACUGUAUUUCAAUCAUCAAAACCUUAUAGCCACCAAAGCCCAAAUCCUUAAAAACGGACUAAUAUCCACCUGUGGACUAGUGGAUAUGUUUACUGCUUUCAUUUUUGAAUUACAAGCCUGUUGUUGUCAGUGUGAUUGUGAUGACAGACUUAUGAAGGACAUGGUUUAUCUGAGGAUUAUUCAGAUAUUUAGCUGAAAGGGGUCAGUGAUUUUUGGGCUUGUGUUUACUAGUGUAUGUGUUUUGUUGUUCAGAAACCCUUUGGAAAUGGAGCUUGGGAAGAUGUACUGUAUGAAGCAGGCACACUACAUGUGGUGUAGCUGAUGCUUAUGGAUGAUGAAUAUUUCCCAAACCACCUGACACGCAUACUAAAAUGCCCCCGUGGUGAACACUCUUCAGAAUGGUGAACACUCUUCAGAAUGCAUCUUCAGUAACCGGUCGUUCAGCUUCAGAGAAAGGUCACGAAAAGAAGCAUUUAUGUCUAUGUUGGUCUUGGGAAAAAAACGUCUGGUGGAGGUCUUAUUCUGACGUCCAGCAUCCAAUAGUCCAGUGCCUGCUCCCUCCAACCAAGCCUUGGAAGUGGAGACUAUUCAUGUACAGUAUUCAGUGUCAGUGGUCACUGCAAAAAUUGAUUAUGUCGGUAAAUCAGUAAUGUCCUGAUUGCAUCCCAGUCGUUUAGCUUCAUGUUAGUUGCUAGUUCCCACACAACUGCACGGCUCUUGUUUUGGCACUCGUCAGAUAGUGGCGUAAAAAGUUGUGAAAUACGUUUUGGCAUCUAAGAAUGGGUCAGGGCUUAAGUUAAGUUCAGUGAUUUUUUUUUUUUUUUUAACAACAGACCAUUGCUGUUUGCAAAGUAAGUCUUGUUGGAAUUCCAAACACUUUGAAGACCUUGGGUGGAACACUGCUUAGUUUUUUCUUGUAUGCUCAUGUUUAUAUGUCUGCACUCCCUUAUUGAAACUGAUAGGUGGACAUGUAACAACAAGUCUUAUGAUAUUGUUUGUUUGUUUGUGUGUGUCCAUAACAGAUAACUCCAUUGUCCAGUGAAGAAUAAUUGCCAAAAUCCUUAUAAGCAUGAAUGCAUUUAUCUCUAUUAGAAAACUAAACCGGAAAUGUAACUUAAUUUUCACUACAAGCCUCACUUUUGCCAGCUUGGGAAAAGACUGCACAAAUGUAUGGUAUUGUUUACUUCCCUGUUUUUUGAUGUGCAAUGUGAUUUUUAGUUUUUAAACUCAAAAAGCAGAUAAGAGGCAAACAACAUAAUACCUUUGCACUGGGAAGACAGUGGCUUGUUUUUGUUGCAAACUUUAUCUGAUAUCUCCAGAUUAUAUUCUGUAUUUGUUGUAAUUUGUCUUGAGUAAGAACUAUGAAUCAAUGCUGAUAUAGACUUUAUGCAAAAUCAACAUGCACAUAGAAUAAUGCUUGCUAGUUGCUACAAAUGUCUAACUGGCGCACACCAUGCUAAAUACUCGUUUGGAAUGCUAGCGCCUUUUUUAACUACAAAACACCUACUCACAUUAUUAAUACAUGAUCAUUGACACUUUGACCCUAAUAGCUGCAAAGAAAACUGCUGAAAUCUCUCGUUUUAGUAGAGGUAUUUGACAACGCGGUCGCUCUUGAAAACACGUAAUUGUUCAACACUAUAGGAGACUCAUGAGCUUGCCAUGAAGCAAUACAAAGGACAUGUCUCUAAUAAUCUAGUCAUGUACUCUGGUCCGUUUGUUACUCUGCUCAAUGUGUGCAUGUCAUUGCAAAUCCUCCAUAUCUGUCAUGACUGUCUUUGGUCAGCGUAAGACAUGACUGUGGUUAUUUUGUAAACCCCUCCCCCCCAAAUAUGUCCUUGUGCAGUCCUACCACUUUGACAUGUACACUGUUUGUCAGAUUCACUUGAAAUAACCUAGACACUGGGGAUAGGACCGAUACAUUGACAGAACUAUAUUUAACAAAGAAAGCUUACAUUUUUACAGAAUGUUUUUAUUUUUCCUAUAAAUGUUGUGGCAUGUGGCGUACAGACAGGAUCAUGCAUACUGUAGAAUUAUGUCUGCAAUGAAUGUCAUAGACAUUACUGAUACUGUAUCUUAAAUGGUCUCAAACUCUGAUGGAACUGAACCUUGAAGUACUAAAGGUUUUUUUUGUACUAUUAACUCCAAUCUGACCUAAUGCUCCUGGUGUUCCUUGCCUCUUUGUACAAUUCCGACCCCGUAAAGUUGAUUGUUUUCAUACAUCAGUGUGUGUCCUUUUAACCACUAGUGAAGACCAUGAAAAGAGUUCUGAUGUAGUCAUAGGCGGCAGCUGAUGGAAGGAUUUCUAAACAUAUAUUAUUUGUGUACAAUCAGUUGUUAACAGCUGCUCUGAUUUUUCUAGUGUAUGAUUGUAUAUAUGGAUAUUUAAGAUGACAAGACGUGAACUGGAUUUCUGUAAAGAUUGCCUUUAUCUCUCAGUUUGACCAAACCUCUGGAACAUGGAAACUCUCAAACCCACAAGAUGAAAUAAAAUGUUUCCAAAAUGA
Molecule: messenger RNA, 4161 nt
Organism: Alosa alosa (allis shad)
Lineage: Eukaryota; Metazoa; Chordata; Actinopteri; Clupeiformes; Clupeidae
Gene: arfip2b
Product: ADP-ribosylation factor interacting protein 2b
Exons: 10
Coding region: 226-1365 (379 amino acids)
Biological process (GO): intracellular protein transport; regulation of Arp2/3 complex-mediated actin nucleation
Cellular component (GO): trans-Golgi network membrane
Molecular function (GO): phospholipid binding; protein domain specific binding
Source: RefSeq, a predicted model, not a curated record